Molecule: messenger RNA, 2358 nt
Organism: Brassica napus (rape)
Lineage: Eukaryota; Viridiplantae; Streptophyta; Magnoliopsida; Brassicales; Brassicaceae
Exons: 4
Coding region: 1-2358 (785 amino acids)
Source: RefSeq, a predicted model, not a curated record
AUGGUCAAGAAUGUUAUCAGAGAGUUUAGCAAGCAUAACUACUCGGGUAUUGAGAAGAAAACUGCGCAAGCCCACGAGAAGUUGAUUCAGGCUCAGGCAGUUAUGUUAUCUUCUCCUUCUACUACUAACGCCUCCAUAGAACUCUCUGCCCAGAAGGAAUGGGAAGAGCUGUCUUCUGUUGAAGCUGCUUUCUUCUACCAGAGGUCGCGUAUAAACUGGCUCUCCCUUGGUGAUGGAAACUCCACGCUGUUUCACAGAUAUGCUGCCUCGAGACAGGCUUUAAACCACAUCCAUUUCCUGUUCUCUGAGGCUUGUGAGCGCAUUGAUUCUCAGGCCGGGAUCCAACAACUUUGCGUGGACUAUUUCUCUGAGUUACUGGAUAGCCCUAUCUCCCAGCCUAUGUUUAUUCAGAGCGAUCUAGACCUGCUGUUUGAUUUCAAAUGUUCAGAGGAGCAAGCUGCGGGUUGUGGCAAAGGCUUCUCUGCGGCUGAUAUAAAGGAAGCGUUCUUCUCCCUGCCGAAAAAUAAAACAGGGGGUCCUGAUGGUUAUUCCGCUGAGUUCUUCACGACAAUGUGGUUUGUCAUUGGACCUGAAGUCACCGAAGCCAUCAUGGAAUUCUUCAGAUCAGGGAAGUUGCUCAAGCAAUGGAACUCUGCUAAUUUGGUGUUAAUUCCCAAGAAGCAAAACACAUCUCUUCCCACAGACUUUAGACCCAUCUCAUGCCUCAACACGGUUUAUAAAGUCAUCUCCAAGCUACUGGCUUUACGUCUUAAGGAGAUCCUACCCCUAAUGAUCUCCAAGGCACAAUCCGCUUUCCUCCAUGGUCGGCUUCUUGCAGAGAAUGUGCUCCUCGCCACUGACCUGGGCGCUGGCGAUUCCAGAAACAUACAUUGGGCUUAUCAAGGAGUGUCUAUCGACAGCAUCCUUCUCUGUCUCCGUCAAUGGCGUCUCGGGAAGCUUCUUUUAGAAUAUGAAUCAGGCUGCAUAGGCUACCACCCAAGAACGGAGGAGAUAAAACUCUCACACCUCAUGUUUGCGGAUGAUGUAAUGGUGUUCUUUGAUGGGUCUAGCAACAUCCUACAUGGAAUCUCUGAAUGCCUUGACGACUUUGCUUCGUGGUCGGGACUACAGAUGAACACCACAAAGACGGAUCUAUUUAUUUCGGGUCUGGACCAGAGUGAAACCGCUGCUAUUAGUAGCUAUGGUUUCCCAUCUGGUAAACUCCCUAUUAGAUACUUAGGCCUCCCUUUGAUGAGCAGGAAACUGAAGAUAUCUGAAUACGCCCCUCUAAUGACCAAACUAAAUAUGAGCUUUCAUGCAUGGUCCGCUAAGCUCUUAUCAUUCGCGGGAAGACUGCAAUUGCUCAAGAGAGUCACCUUUGGCACGAUCAACUUAUGGGCCUCAGCUUUUAUCUUGCCAAAAGGAUGCAUCACAACUAUCGAAUCUCUUUGCUCGCGCUUCCUGUGGUCUGGCAAUGUAAAGAGGAGAAGCAUAGCAAAGGUGGCUUGGACUAGUGUAUGUCUCCCUAAGGUGAAAGGGGGUCUCGGCCUAAGGAGCUUUACGGCAUGGAACCUGGUGCUGUGUUUAAAAUUUAUGUGGUUGCUACUGUCAAAAGCCCCCUCUCUAUGGGUAGAAUGGCACUGGAACAUCCACCUAAAUGGUCAAUCAUUUUGGAAAAUCAACGCCUCCUCAACAGACUCUUGGGCCUGGCAUAAGCUGUUGGAUUUGCGUCCACUGGCGCUUCAGUUCUGCAAGUCCAAACUAGGAAAUGGUCACUCAACAAGUUUAUGUGAUGUUGAGGACUCUUAUGAUUGGGUGGCUGGUGACUCUUCUAUACGUGAUUUCAGGUCCUCCACAACCUGGGAAGUACUUAGGCUGAGACAAGACAUCAAGCUAUGGGCGGACGUUGUUUGGUUCAAAAGCGCUAUACCGAAGCAGAGCUUUACCAUGUGGGUCGCGAACUACGACAGACUACCAACGCGAGCAAGAUUGGCAACUUGGGGCUUACCUAUCUCUCCACUCUUCCCUUUCUACUCUAAUUUUGAUGAAACCAGGGAUCAUCUACUACUCUCUUGCGAGUACAGUCGUGAAAUUUGGCAGGGGAUCUUCAGCAGGUGCCAACCACCUUCAACGAUGUUCACCGACAGGGCUAAGCUACUGUCAUGGAUCAGAGCCGCAUCUUCAGCAAGGUUAACUCUUCUAAGGAAGCUGGCGGUCCAAACAGCGAUCUAUCACUUAUGGAAGCAGAGAAACAAUUUGAUUCACAAUCAAAUUUCAAUCCCCUCUGUUUCUGUGUUCAGAGCCAUUGAUAGAGAACUGAGAAACAUCAUCUCAGCAAGGAGACAUAAAAAACUUUGA